AUGGCUGUCGCCCUUUUGGGCAAGUGCAUCGCGCUGCUGGGUCUUGUCGUGCUGCUCUACGCCACCUGCUAUGGCUUCCGGAUACGCGACAUCGUGCCGCAGACGCACCAUCCGACCGUUUGCGUCCCGGCGCAUGGCAGAGCAUGCCCAGCGGAAAGAACGGUGACAACCGAGGGACCGAUGUACUCGGCCAGGAAAUGGCACGAAGGCACAGUGCCGCGGACCAUCGCUGGUGCCCGGAAACCACCUGCCGAGUCGACAUCAGACGUCGGAACAGAGAGAAUUCGAAUCGAGAAGAUUACCGAGCAUUCGAGAAACAGAGGUACAACUGGAUCUACGCCGAGAAGCUCCAGGAUAGAUAGUGACGGGGUAGAUGAUGAUGAAGAGGAGGAAGAGAUAACUGUGGAAGUGGAAGGCGAGGAGGAGGAGGAUGAAGAAUCGGUGGAGGAUUCCGAGAGAGAUCAGGCAGAUGGAAAGAUAAUUGAAGAAGAAAGAACAGUGUCCGACGCUGAGCUAUCGGCUGAAGAUACUGAGGAUAAGGAAAAGAAAGUGAAAAAAAAGUUUUCUCUUGAUGAUGAUGAAAAUAAUGAUAAAGAUGAAGAUGAUGAAGAUGAUAAAGAUGAAGACGAAGACGAAGAUGAUGAAGAUGAAGUUGAUGAAGAUGAGGACGAAGAUGAAGAUGAUAGAAAAGCUGUUAAAAGAGAUUCAAAGAAACAAGAAAUUAAGACCGUAAAAAUUAUCAAAUCAGUGAAAUACGGUAAAAGUAAAGCUGAUAGUGAUGACGGCAAGAAAGAAAAGAAAGAUAAUAAGAAAAAAGAAGAAGAGAAAGCUAGAAUAGAAGAACGAAAAGCAAUCGAAUCAUUUAAAAAACAACUUGAUGUACCACGUGAAAAACCAGAAAAAGAUAAAGAUGAAGAAAAUGACGAUAAAGUUAAGGAGUCUGAUGAAAAAACCGCUUCAGCACCCAAAAAAUUAGAGAAAGUGAGGUUCGCCGAUAAAGAUAAACCGAGGACAGCUAAAAUUUUACCUAGCAAAAGCGAGGUGGAAAAACCAAAGCAAGAAGAUAAAAGAACAGCUGAUGUCGCGAAGCCGACGGUUGAGAGCGUGAAAAAGACGAUCGAAAGUACAAAGAAAAUCGAAUCGAUCGAAAGCACGAAGAAAUCAGUCGAAAGUCCCAAGAAAUUAACUGAAGGCACGAAAAAAGUUGAAUCGGUUAAGACUACUCCUAAGCCUAAGGCUGAGGUGCCUCAAACUUCAACGAAGGUAGACGAAAAAUCGAAGACGCGAGUGAAAUCGGAAACUUCAACACCUGCACCAAAGAUUAAGGAACAAGCGAAACAACCGGAGAAGGCGGAUGUCAAAAAAGUAACAACGAAACCAACUUCGAAACCGUCGAAGGAAGUUUCGCAAGCGGAGAAACAAGAAACGAAACCGAAAACGAAGAAACAUACAGAUGCGUCUGUUACAUUGUCCGAAGUGAAUGAUGCAAUUCUGCGUAUACCGACCUUCGUGCCAAAUUUUACGAACGUUGAAAAUCCGGAAUGUCAGCAACAUGGCAAGAUAUUUCUGCGACAAUUGAGAGGUUACAAGUUGUGGGCGCUGCAAAUGUUAGAUUCGAGCGCAAAAAUUCCGUCGGGCUUGUUACGAGGAAACGUGAAUCAGCUCGGGGAUUACGAUCAAUGUUUGGGUGUGUUGGCGCAUGUUAAAGUGGACGAGAAAACGAUAAGAAUUCAAGGGAAAUAUUGCCUGGCUACUGUGGACCUGCACGCUUCCCAUUCAGAUAUGAGAUUGCCGGUCAAUCUAAUGCAAGCCCGCGCUUUUAUACGAGGAAAUAUGCACGACCCAGGUCAUUUCAUUCCAAAAUUCACUACGUUUAACUGGGCGCUGUGUCUACCCGCGGCAUGUUCCGCUCAGGACGCUGAGCGUGCUUUAGGAAGUGCCUUAAAGGAUUACAAUGAAACUGUCGGAAUUAAAUUUACGGUGGACGUCGAUCCUAGUAUGUGUUACGUCAAGCAAAAGUCUCAGACCUACUCGAAAGAGACGAUCGGUGUCUUGUAUUUUUACGCUAUGAUUGUUUGUCUCGUUAUUGUAGCGACUGUGAGGGAUUACUUUGUGGAGCCACGAGGAAAAGGAAAUUAUUCUGAGAGGAUAAUCAUGUCAUUUUCCUUACGAAGGACGAUUAAAGCCUUAUUAAAGGAAGCGACGGACGGUGCGGAUAUUACGUGUAUUUACGGAAUAAGAGCGCUGGCUACGAUCGCUCUUUACGUUGCUCACCAGCUUAUAACAAUUUCCCGAAUACCGUUUAGCAACCGCACUUCUCUUACCGAGAUCGCCAACAGCCCGGUCAGCUCUAUUCUGCGAGUGUCGUUAGUUUACACGGACGCGUUUCUACUGCUAAGUGGCGUUCUCACUGCUUACAAUAUGGCGAGAGAACUGAAGACUCGCGGUGAAAUUCGCUGGUUUUGCCGUUUUAUUGCCAGAUUUAUCAGACUCACACCGGCGUUACUCGCGGUGGUCUUCUGGUACGCGUUCGUGAUGGAGCAUAUCGGCUCGGGUCCGCAAUGGAACAGCGUCGUCACAGCGAACGCGGAGCUCUGUAAGUACAACGCGUGGACGAAUCUGUUGUACGUGCAGAACUUUAUCCCGUUCGAAGAGAUGUGCGCCACGCACACAUAUCAGUUGGCCUUGGACAUGCAACUGUCGCUCUUGACGCCUAUCUUGGUCUUCUUCUUGCAAUACAAACUCCUCAUCGGUAUUCUUCUGAUGGCCUUCCUUCUUUUGUUAUCCGCCACUGUUCGUUACAUAGCGACGAUGAACAAUUAUCUGUCUCUCGUCAUUUAUCAUGGGAUAUCAUUAAAGCGCCUUUACAAGACUGCCAAUUUAACUUACGGGUUGCCGCUGCACAGAGCGACGCCGUACGUCUUCGGCGUCGGCCUCGGUGUGCUGUUACAUUAUACCGGGAAGAACGUCAGGAUUCAUAAGGUGUUAGUGAUCUUGGGAUGGUUGAUCGCGGCGGCAUUGGGCUCAUGGUCGUUAUUUUCACCCUGGCGUCAGGCCAGGCGAGACUACGUGUACGAUGUUGAAGAGGCUACUCACUAUGCAGUAAUCGGACCGGUGCUGUGGGCCACGGCUCUAUGCUGGUCAAUAUUUGCCUGCUUCACGGGGCACGGAGGCGGUAUUAACAGAUUCCUCUCCAGUUACUGGCUGGUGAUCUUCAGCAAGAUAUCGUACGCCAUGUAUCUAACGCAAUUCGCAGUAUUUUUCCACAACGUUGGGACCACGAGAUUCUCUAGGGAAUUUCAGCCUCAUAGAGCAAUUGAUCCUCUGGAAGUAGCAAUAGUGAUAGCCGCGUCAGUCGGUUUGACGUUACUUUUUGAUCUUCCGAUGCAGGAGGUAAAGAACGUCAUAAUGGAAAGCACGGACGCUUCGGCGCUCGAAGCUUCCAAGGAAAAAAAGACACCCGCGAGGGAAGGUAAAAACGCCGAGUCCAUCGAAACUACAAAAGUAGCAGUCGAGCAAGCGAAUGUUUUUGAGGAUGUAAUCGCGUCCACCGAAUGGGAUCGGCAUGAAGCGGAAGAGGAAACAGUAAACGUACCAACCUUGAAGAAGGUAAAUGGAAAACGAAUGUCAUACAGCGAUCAUGAUUUCGAAGAGAUAUCGAACAAAGACCGAACCAAGUUAACGAUUAGAAGAUCACCCAGAGACACGGACCGUAAGAUAGGCAUGAACAGCCAGAGAUACGUAACGGAUGACUCUGAAGAAGAAGCUAUUGAAUUUCUGAGAAGUCAGCGAGAGCAUGACGAGGCUGUAGCUCAGCGUAACAGACGUUCGUCAUCCAGAACCAAAGAUAACAAGAGACUGUCAAAAGAUAACGAAAGUGAAGAAGAAUGGCAACGCAGAAAGAAGAUUGAGGAUGAUUUGAGGCAGUUCAAGAGAUCCGAGUCCAGAGGAAGAACGUCGGCCAAGGAAAUGGACGAUUAUCGUUCUUGGGAAUUCGUCGGAAAGGAAGAUUCGUCCGCCAGAGAACAACACGAGUUGAAACCGUUCGUCGUGAGGUCGGCGGAUCUCGCAAGAAGAACGUUCUCUUCCGAGAGCGAGGAGGAACCGUCGGCUCAAGGAAGAGCGAAACCGGUGCGCGUUCCGAGUUCCGAAACAAGAACGAGCGACGAGGAGGAAUGGGAGCGCGAAUUGAGGAUACGGAGGAAACAGUUUAUGGAGAAGUUGAUUGCUCAGCAGCGCGAGUCAUUAAUUGAGAAAGACAGCGAGGCUGGUGCGGAAUCUUCGAAACGUAGAUCCUCGGCGGAGGGCAGGAUAGCCUUGCUAAAGGACGAUAUCUCGGGUGAGGAUAACAUGGACUCGUGGACCGUUAGCGUUGGUCCGCGAAUCACGCUCCUCGGAUCUUCCCAAGAACGAAGCGAGCCCGAAGAAGACAGUACUUACAUGCGACGUAGGGAAUACCGCGAACAGGGUCCACCAUCGAGAGAUGAGAGUCUAAGCGAGGAAGAGAGCAGUCAAGACACCUCGAGGAGACAAUCCUACACUAGCGGUAGUCAGAAAACGUCCCUAGAGGAGGAAGACGAAGCUAACAAUUACUUCAUCCUGACCAAGGAAAGCAAAAGAGAAUCUUUACAAGAUUUAUCGCAAUUAUCGCAGGAAGAAUUGGUGAGUGCCGGAUGGAACGUUGUGAAGAAAGAAGGUGAUCUUUCGGUCAGACCGACGUCGACCGGAUUAUUCAAACGGGAGUCUAUAGUGAAGAGUCAGGCGAGCGAGGAGGAUCCCGAGUACCUCCUGCCGGAAAGGCCCAAGCUCGUGCAACAGGAGCGAGAACAUCCCUUCAAGAAAGCCUGGCAGAUGCAGAAAUCUAGAUCGGAGGAGGAGGGCUCCGCGGCGUACAUCAUAAAGGAUUCCAAGGAGCAGCAAACCGAGACUAAGACGAAGGAAUCGCCGAUCAAACGCGAGCGCAGCGGCGAGCAGUCCGAUGAUAUAGAGUCAUUCGAAAACGAAUCGGUCGAAGCUACUGUGGUGCUACGAGGUACGAGCACAGAUACAGAGGAUACAAGAACGAGUUCAACGAGAUCUGGCACGGACGAAACAGAUUCGGUCUCGACGGAAUACAGUAGAGCUACGCGCGAGGGAGACCACAGGCGGAGCUCGAAAUCUGAGACCGACGAAGAUUCCGCGAAAUUUAAUUGGCCCGGUGAGGAGGAGGAGGAGGAGGAAGAGGAGGAGGAGGCGACGGAAGAUGAGAUCUACGGGGCUGGCCGGAGGGGAGAGUCGGAGGAAGCGGACUGGGACUGGGAGCGCGAGGAAACUUGACGAAAAUGACUUUAGACGAUUGUACAGAGUGACUACAUCUUACCUUCAAAUUUGGUUGAAGGCAAAGACGAGGAGAAACGAUGACUGGAUCGCAUAGCUCAAACGGGGUUGUGCGAUUUACGAGAAGAAAGAUACGUUGGCGAUGAUACAUGGAAAAACGAUCAAAAUUUACAUACUUAAUGAUUAUACUAUAUAAGUUAAUAAAUUAUGAAGAAAAUAUUCUACGUA
Messenger RNA from Solenopsis invicta (red fire ant), 5544 nucleotides. RefSeq lists its product as uncharacterized. The transcript has 13 exons. Gene Ontology annotation, molecular function: acyltransferase activity, transferring groups other than amino-acyl groups. Lineage: Eukaryota; Metazoa; Arthropoda; Insecta; Hymenoptera; Formicidae. The record is from RefSeq and is a predicted model, not a curated record. Bases 1 to 5316 code for a protein of 1771 amino acids.